Molecule: messenger RNA, 630 nt
Organism: Acytostelium subglobosum LB1
Lineage: Eukaryota; Evosea; Eumycetozoa; Acytosteliales; Acytosteliaceae
Exons: 2
Biological process (GO): phosphatidylcholine biosynthetic process
Molecular function (GO): S-adenosylmethionine-dependent methyltransferase activity
Source: RefSeq, a predicted model, not a curated record
ACAGACAUAAACAAAGAGAUGAUUGAUCAGGUAUUGGAAUCAUUCACACAGGUUAACUUUAGUGAAACAUACUUCUUGGCAUCGAUUGCCGUGACGGUUGGUCUACCAACAUGGUGGAACAUCGUUGCCAGACAAGAGUACAACACACAUUUCCUCACACGUCUAUGUGGUGGACCAUACCGCGGCUGCUACUUCCUAGCCUUCCUUAUCUUUUCUUGCAGUCUUGUUCGUGAUUACAUGUUCAAGGAAGCGAUUACACAUCAGGCUAGAUUGGACUUGUUGGAUUGCGAAUUGGUUAGAUAUAUUGCUUAUGGAUUGUUUGCUGUUGGUGCUGUGUUUGUGCUGUCGUCAUACCUUAGACUUGGAAUCACUGGCACUUAUUUAGGCGACUACUUUGGCAUUUUGAUGAAGGAGCGCGUCACUGGAUUCCCCUUCAACGUCAUGUCAAACCCAAUGUACAAUGGAGCCACCAUGAUGUUCCUUGCCACUGCACUCUGGGAGUGCAGUCCUGCCGGAAUCAUCCUGGUGGGCGUCGUCUUUGUCGUCUAUCGCAUCGCUCUCAUCUUUGAAGAGGAUUUCACUCAUCACAUCUAUGCUAGUCAGGCUCAAAAGAAGAAGGCCACCGCCAAG